AUGGAACAUGGAUUACUCCACGGCUACAAACCGGUUCGUUGGGACAAUUAUUCUCUUACAAUCAACAAUCUAUCUCCUGUGGAGGGAGAGAGAGAUGCAAGGAUUUUUACUACAUCAGUCUCGACCCCGGAAGCUCUUCGCGCCUCACUAGACAGACUCAUCAGAGACCGCUUGGUUUCUUCUGUGAAAGUGAUUUGUAACAAGCUAACAUGUCAAUCAGAAGGGUAUGGUUUUGUUGAGUUUCUUACACGAGCUGCAGCUGAAGAGGUUCUUCAGAACUUUAACGGUUCAGUAAUGCCAAACUCCGAGCAGCUCUUCCGUCUAAACUGGGCAUCUUUUAGCACUGGUGAGAAGAGAGCAGUUGAGAAUGGUCCAGAGCUAUCUAUAUUUGUUGGAGAUUUGUCUCCGGAUGUGACUGACACUUUACUGCAAGAGCUCUUUGUUGAGAGAUAUCCAUCUGUCAAGAGCGCUAAAGUUGUGAUCGAUUCCAACACCGACCGGUCCAAAGGUUACGGUUUCGUUAGGUUUGGUGAUGAAAGUGAGAGGUCAAGGGCUUUGACUGAAAUGAAUGGAGCUUAUUGUUCCAACAGGCAAAUGCGUGUUGGUGUUACUACCCUUAAAAGAGCCGUUGCUCAAGAAGCGCGGUCAGUGAUGUCCAUUGAUCGGCAGUGA
This is a messenger RNA of Brassica oleracea var. oleracea, 672 nucleotides long. RefSeq names its product polyadenylate-binding protein RBP47B-like. The record is from RefSeq and is a predicted model, not a curated record. Lineage: Eukaryota; Viridiplantae; Streptophyta; Magnoliopsida; Brassicales; Brassicaceae. Gene Ontology annotation, cellular component: cytosol. The transcript is spliced from 2 exons. Gene Ontology annotation, molecular function: mRNA binding. Bases 1 to 672 code for a protein of 223 amino acids.